Molecule: messenger RNA, 843 nt
Organism: Clupea harengus (Atlantic herring)
Lineage: Eukaryota; Metazoa; Chordata; Actinopteri; Clupeiformes; Clupeidae
Product: leukocyte elastase inhibitor-like
Exons: 7
Biological process (GO): negative regulation of endopeptidase activity
Molecular function (GO): serine-type endopeptidase inhibitor activity
Source: RefSeq, a predicted model, not a curated record
UCUGCGUUGGUGGUGAGAAAUCACUUGAUACCAGAAGCGAAAUACAUUUUAACGGUCAGACAAUGGAGGCACUGGCAGCAGCAAACGCAAACUUCUCUCUUGAACUUUUCAAGAAGAUCACGGAGAUCACGAAGGCCAAGAACACCGGCAAUGUGUUCUACUCACCACUCAGCAUCUCUUCUGCGUUGGCCAUGGUCUCUCUCGGAGCCAAGGGAAAUACUGAAGUCCAAAUUCUUGAGACCCUGAACCUUAACAAAGUUGAGGGUGAUGUCCAUGUUGGCUUCAACAAGCUCUUCGCUGAACUCAACAAAGAAGGAGCCCCAUAUGCACUGAGUCUGGCCAAUCGCCUCUAUGGAGAGAAGACCUACAAGUUUGUUGAGAAAUUCCUUGCUGACACUAAGACACUCUACCUUGCCGAGUUGGAGGAGGUUGACUUCAUCUCAAAUGCAGAGGCGGCCCGAGUAAAAAUCAACAAAUGGGUGGAGAAAAAGACACAAGAGAAAAUCAAGGAUCUGUUGGCUAAAGGGAUUUUGGAUUGUGACACAAGACUUGUGCUGGUAAACGCCCUCUACUUCAAAGGCGACUGGGAGAUGAAGUUCUACAGGGGCAAUACCACUGAAGUACAAUUUAAGAUCAACAAGAAUGAAAGUAAGCCUGUGCAAAUGAUGCAGCAGACAGCUGGGUUCUCCUUAACCUACGUCCCCGAUGUCGACUGCCAGAUUCUGGAACUCCCCUAUGAGGGUAAAGACAUGAGCAUGCUCAUUAUGCUCCCAAACAACAUGGAGGACAACACCACUGGACUGGAGAAGCUGGAGCAGAUGCUCACGUAUGACAAACUUGUGG